Molecule: messenger RNA, 4810 nt
Organism: Coregonus clupeaformis (lake whitefish)
Lineage: Eukaryota; Metazoa; Chordata; Actinopteri; Salmoniformes; Salmonidae
Product: zinc finger protein 362
Exons: 9
Coding region: 512-1900 (462 amino acids)
Biological process (GO): negative regulation of transcription by RNA polymerase II; central nervous system development
Cellular component (GO): nucleus
Molecular function (GO): DNA-binding transcription repressor activity, RNA polymerase II-specific; RNA polymerase II cis-regulatory region sequence-specific DNA binding
Source: RefSeq, a predicted model, not a curated record
ACAGUCCCUUAACCCCUCAGCUAAGAAGAGCAAUGUUUCAGCUGCAUUUGAACUCCAAAAACAAAAUACGACACCGAAUUUCAAAAACAAGGGGUGUAACUUGUUCAGCUGAUUCAGAAUAUGUCAUUUAUAUCAAUCUUGCACGCUCCGUUUAAGAGGUAUUAACGAGUAAAUUCCGAAUCUUUAAUAUAAAUCUUAAGUACACCGCACUGUCUCUUUUAGUAAUGUCGCAAGUGACACAGGCGCGUUUGGAUUCCUGGACAUGAUCAAUGCUUUCUUUGUGCGUUGUUGUUUUGCAUUAUAGCCACGCUAAAAACUAUUGUUGUUGUUGGAUUCAGAUUUAAAAAAAUACCAGCCUUCAGUCAGUUUGCAGCAUCAGCAGCAGCAGCUACCAUGUAGCAGUACCCAGAAGUGAACAAAGCAACCCGGAAGCGCUGAACCAAUUGGAGGCAGGCAGAAAGAACAUCAACAUUUUAUAGAGCAAGACAAAAUCUGCAAUCGUGACAUCAGGAUGGCUGAGCCUCGAUUCAACAACCCCUACUUCUGGCCUCCGCCUCCUUCCAUGCCUGGCCAGCUGGAUAACCUGGUACUCAUCAACAAGAUCAAGGAGCAGCUGAUGGCUGAGAAGAUCCGACCCCUGCACCUGCCGACCAAUUCAGCCCCUUCCCAGCAAACCCUGCUGGUGGCCUCCUCCCCCUUGGACGGGGGGCAGCACAGCAUGCUCAUGCCCAAGCCCCAGCCCCAGCAGGGCCAGCAUCACCCCCAGGGCUCGGUCCAGCAGCCCGACAUCGCCCUGCAUGCCCGCCCAGCCUCCAGCUCUGUACCAGUUAGAUCAGUUAAUUUUAUUACCUUCAAUCUCGAUGAUGCAGACGUGAAUAUGGAUGACAAGUCAGCAGUGAAGGCCAAAGGACUGUGGGAUGAGUGGCACAUGCGACAGAUCGUAGAGCAGCCCUCUAGAGUCAACCAUCGGUCAGUCUUCAUGUGCCCAUACACAGGUCUGGCCCCUAUGUCCCGGCCGGACGGCCACAGCAUUUCGGAAGCCCUCACCCCCACCACCCCCACCUCCAGCAGCCAGAACCGACUGGGAGGGACCCCAUCGGUCAACAUCAUCUCUGGGCUGGCCAGCAGCCCUGGCAUGGAACAGAUAAAGAGCGGGGGCCUGGCCGGACUCCUCGGCCCACCACCCAAGACUCCCCGUGGGCGGAAGAAGAUCAAAGCGGAGAGUGGAGGGCCUCUGCUGGUGGUGCCCUACCCCAUCAUGGCCUCUGGUGCCGACCAGGGCUGUAUCACCUUCCCUGCCAAAGAGGGCAAAACCUACAGAUGCAAAGUGUGUCCGCUCACCUUCAUGUCAAAGUCAGAGAUGCAGAUCCACUCCAAGUCCCACACGGAGGCCAAGCCUCACAAGUGUCCCCACUGCUCCAAGUCCUUUGCCAACGCAUCCUACCUGGCCCAGCACCUCCGCAUCCACCUGGGCAUCAAGCCCUACCACUGCUCCUACUGCGAGAACUCCUUCCGCCAGCUCUCGCACCUGCAACAGCACACCAGAAUCCACACUGGUGACAGACCCUAUAAAUGUGCGGCCCCUGGAUGUGAAAAGGCCUUUACCCAGCUCUCUAACCUCCAGUCCCACCAGAGGCAGCACAACAAGGACAAGCCGUACAAAUGUCCCAACUGCUACCGUGCCUACUCAGAUUCAGCAUCGUUACAGAUCCACCUGUCUGCGCACGCCAUCAAAAAUGCUAAGGCGUACUGCUGCAGUAUGUGUGGCCGGGCAUACACCUCAGAGACCUACCUUAUGAAGCACAUGUCCAAACACACAGUAGUGGAGCACCUAGUGAGCCACCAGUCCCCUCAGAGGACAGAGUCCCCCAGUAUCCCAAUACGCAUCUCCCUCAUCUGAGUUCAGCAUUACUGUAUGUUGUUGUAUUAUUUUUCUAUAUAAGGCUGAAGUUUAGGGGCCCUGCACAUAAGGCCAUCGACACAAGGCCUACAUAUGCAUCACAUGACACCUGACAUUAAUUUACAAACCUUUGUUCAAUUUUUACACAGAUUGGGUCGGUUUAAAUGAAAAUGAGCAUAGCGCAUUCUUUGCAAAGGUUUAUGUCAAUGGGGAAAAAUGUCGGAUCAUGUCUGGUGUCGGAUACAACUGAGCGUUAUGCAAACGGUCUAAUGCAUUGGCUCUUAACAUUUUAAUGUUACGGAACAAUUAUUCCAUUAAAUGGGUUUCUAAAAUGUCAGUCAAUAUUUUCCCUUAUACCGAAACUAAAUGGAUUAAUAUUUUCUGGGUGUGUUCUGGCGACAUCCAAAGAUAAUCUUAAAGCACUUUCAGGCCUUGUGGUUUUGGAUCCAAAUGGUUUUCUACCUUUUCCGAUGGAAAUUCAAAAAGAUUGCUUGAGGCAGCUAAGAGUAUUGACUGUGUCUAAUCAAAAGUCUGAUCUUUUUUUUUAUUUUAAGCAAAGUUUACAGGGUCAGACAUUAAAAUCAGCAUUUUAGCGAAAAGCAAUUGGAACUAUGUGGACAACUCGAUUGUAAGGUUGUUUCUCUUGGAGGAAUGGUGAAACAAAGUGCACCAAAAUGUUAAAAACAUUCAUGAAUGUUUACUGUUUCGUCAAGAUCAGUUCAAUUGUUAUGGUUAAUGGAAUCAAGAUCAUAUGGGUUAUAUGAUCAGACACUAAUUAAAUCAACAGAACUUCUCACCUAUGUGAGCCUAGUCAAGAUUCAUUGGGAAAGCAAGCUAACAUUAGCUAGUGCGCAAGCUUUUUGGCUUUACUUGGCACUGCCCUCAAUAAGCCUACACAAAGCUGUCAAGAUAAGCAUUACAAAUGUUAUAAACAGUCAUGUCAACUUUUGUCAAGUAACUUCCGAUGGUAAUCAUAACACAAGCUGUUGUUAGCAAAGGUGCUAGUAAAGGAGAGGAAUGCUUUGUGUCAUGAUAGUUCUAAGUCACAACAGCUGAUGUUGACAAGUUGGUAAUGUGGUUAGGUCUAUGUUACUAGAGUAGAACAUGACACAUUUCUAUUCUGAAUAUAUUUAGAGAAAAUAUAGUAAACAUACAUUUAUUGGAGGUGAAAUGUUUUGUAUUUUUAUUGACUUCUAUGUUGUUAUACUCUCACUGGUGUCACAUUACACUUCACAAUCAUAUCACCAAGUCAGGUUAAAGCUAUUUCCCAGCCUGGUUACAGAGGACUGUGCUGCUUUAUUGAAAAAAGUCAAUAACAUAGUUUAAACAUGACAUUGAUAUUUGAAAGUGCACAUUUGGACCAAAUAGUUAGCCAAUAUUAACCCUAAUCCCACUACAUUCAGGAUAGUUUUAUCUUGAUUUGUGAAACUAAUUCUCAACAGGUUUACAUUUUAAUGUGCAGUCAGUAUGAGUUUGUUCAAACCAUAUAACUUCAUAUGUUUCUUUCAUCAUGGUAUACACACAGUAUUGUUGUAUUUUUACUGUAAUUUUACCUUCUAGUUGCUCUGGAUGGUACUAGUAGCCUGUAUUCUUCAGGUUACUUAGGACACGGUGCUAAGGCUAGAUGUUUAUUUGAGAUGGAACUGAGAAUAUUGUUAAAUACAUUUAUAGUAUGUUUAAAAAAAAAUACAAUUCAAGCCACUGGCCUGGAAAUAAACAUUUAUGGCAACAAAAGACCCUGCCACUUCAAUUUACUCUCUUCCGAGAAAAAAAUUGGGCAAUGUACAUGUUGCUGUACUGUAAAACAUUAUCAUUUUUCAUAACUGUUUUGGGUUAGGGUUUUGUACAGGUAUGUUUAUGUAUGAACUUACUGUAAUGAUUUGUCUUUCUGAAUAUUGAUACUUUUUAUUAAUAUUCAUGUUUUAUAUCAGUUAUUUACAUAUAAGCCUUAACAAUUUUAUCAUUGAACUACCAUUUUAUUUCCAUAUUCUGUAUUGUGUUCCUCAGUAUUGGGUCUUGUAAACAUUUUUAUUUUUCCCGAUGAAAUAUCCAAACUCUAAUCUGUAUAUGAAUUAACUGUUAACCCAUAUUCUCUAUGAAAAGAUAGUGUCGAUUUAUUACACCUUUUCUUGUCUUGCUUUGUGAUUUAAUAUAAAGUUUCUAGACAACUUAAUAUGCACACACAAGACUGAGAAGUAAAACUAAGAAUAUCAAUGUUGAAUAAAAAACGACCUUUACCUUGUUUAAUAAACAGACUGUUAUAAACACACUUAAAAUUGUACUGCAUAACUUUGAUGAAUAAUUUAAAACCAAACAACAAUUUGGUAUUCUCCAUUCAAUAUUUAUCAACAAUAUGAUUGUUUGACCUUUUCUUCCUAGAUAUGCCCUGGGGUUUAUUCACUAGUAGGAACCAAAAAGAAGCAAACAGCUAAAACGGGGAGCAACUAAUCUGAACUUGUCCAAUAAGAAACACCCCUUUUUGUUGACAAAACAUUUCCCAUUGCCAAAUGUUUUACUACUGUUUGGCACUUAUAAUUAUACCCCAGGUGCGCUAAAACUAAACAAUGGAAUCAGAUACACAUGGGAAGAUUCAAUGACCUUUAUUUAUGAAAAUACACGUUUUUACCUAAAAAGUCACAGGUUAUUAUUUCACUCAACAUUUCAAAAAAAUUGUCUCAGAUUAAUAUGAUUGUACGUAGUAUGCAUUAUUUGUAGAUUGUUAUUCACUCUCAGUUUAGCAGCAGGACAGAGCAUUACACUUUAUCAUUACAGGCAUGUUGAAGACAUGGAUACCAUAUUAUCACACCAUAUUAUUUGAUGGACAUUUCUUGCUUCAUCAAUCUCUAAAGGCUAAAGUGAAUGCUUGUAUGUUGUCAGUGAUUGAAUAAAGGUUCAAAUUCUAAUUUUAUA